AUGCGGUUUCACUCCCAACCAGUCCUGCGCGCCUCCCUCCGCGGCGCCCCGCUCCCCCCGCCGCGCCGCACACCCGCACUGAUCAUGCGGUCUCGCUCCACUGACGUAGUAGCACUAGAUCCGGACAGAGUGAGACCGACGCUGGCCAAGCAGAAGCCUUUGACUGAGAAUUCAAUGAGCGUGGACGCCCCAAGCCCAUCGAGCAUCACGCCUCCCGAGGAGGAAUCCACGGACUCGUCUCUAGUAGAAGAGGACGGGGUCUCCAAGCCGCGGCGGCGACGCCUGCACCUGCCCUUCGGCAAGAAGGCCAAGACCCCGGCGUGACCGAGCACAAGGCCACGGUGCGGUAAGGCCUGUAUGCGGUAGUUUUGUAUUGAAACAAAAAGCAUAUUUUCAUUUUGCAUAAAAACGAAACGCAUAACUUUUUCUUGCAAAAUUUCAUAAAUUAUAAUUUACGAUCAAUUCACAUAAUAGUACUUCAAAUACAUCUAGUACUCGUGACAACUUUUUCACGAAGCCCACGUAGGGGGCAUAAUUGCUCUCAGGGAGACAAAAUUCGUCUCUAGUAGAAGAGGACAGGGUCCCCAAGCCGCGGCGGCGACCCUUCGAUAAGAAGACCAAGACCCCGGCGUGACCGAGCACAAAGCCACGGUGCGGUAAGGCCCUAGGUCACGCGUAAGGCCUAAAAUGUUAAUGAAAUUAAAAUUAAAAGGGGUGAGAAAAUUUUGAAAACAAAAACCAUAUUUUCAUUUUGCGUAAAAACUAAAACCAUGGAAGUUUUUUAAACAUUUAUCCACUGAGUAUAAACUUUACUUUUACAAAUACGUCUAAAACCUAUGAAAAGUCCAUCAAGCCUCGCUUAUAUUUGCGCUAUAAGUGACGUAUUAGUAAUGUAACUAGCGAACCUACCUCAGUCAGCUUUGGUGGAAAUACCCUUUGAUAUUUUAACUUUGGUUUGUUAUAAACUUUAACCAUCAUUCAUCGUGCUAUUUGAAAUUAUGCAUUUUGUUUGUAUGGCAGAACGGCGUCACUCGUAACAUAAUGGCAGUACCAUUCUAAACUGCCGUUAUAAAUAAUAAAUAAACGGCCUCAUGCGGUUAAAACUCCUGACUUUUAACAGCACGGUUAUAUCAUUUUAAAAAUGUGGCGCCUUUAUAUCGACUCCAUAUUAUCCUAUCUCGUUCGCGUAGAAUUGAACUUAAAUGUUCAAAACUUGAUCGGUAGUGGCGCCAUUAUGUAAAAAAAUAUUUUUGUAAUCGAGAAUUUUAUGUUAUAAGAAAUUGACUGUUUCACCCUCAUUUCAUAUGUCCAUUUUAUCUACAUUGUUUUAAAUAAUUAAGAACAGACCAUAGGUCUAAUAGCGUGCUUCCGACUGGUCAUAUUGCAAAUAUUGAGGGGCCUACAACCUUUUAGAGCUCUUUCCCACUUACGUCCAGUUUUUUUGCGGGAUCUCGUUAGUAGUAUAUGUGCUAGUAUAAUAACGUUCACACGAGCAUUCUGUUUGCGGGAUACUGCACGUGUUUUCAGAAAACUGGAUCCUGCAGAAAACCGUACCCGCAAAAAACUGGACGUAAGUGGGAAACAGCUCUUACUCGUACUUAGUAAUUUCAAGAAAUUUGCAAUACUGCAAAAAUUUGAUGCCAGAUGCCACUACAUUUGUCGAGUACUUUAUGUGAUUCAUGUAAUAAGGUAAUAAUUAAUAAAUCUAAUCAUCCAAUGAGACAAUAAUCUGUUCAAUCUGGGGGCACGGUAGUGCCCCUGCCAAGUCGAGCAUAUAUUUUGCCGAACCGUCUGCAUUAUCGCAUUAGUUUUUUAUUCCAAAUGGACUGUAAAUAAAUAAAACAUAUUAUAUUUAUGAGUGAGCGAGAUAUAGUUUAUCCCUAAGUGUGUGUGUGUUUAGCACUUUUGCACAUAUGUUAAUUACUGUUGUCUACACAUGUUUUGAAGAGGUUAGGUAAAAUUUAUUAUAUUAAUUAAAUAAUUUUAUUAAUUAUUUGUUCCGACGUAUGUACUUAAAGUUGUCAAGUAUUACGAACGACGGAGUAUUGUGGACAUUGUAUAUAAACCUAUUUUAUGUAAUACCAUGUGAGAUGCUGUGUCACAUAUAAACGAAAAAACACACCGACAUAAAACCGCCAAGUGUUUUGUUAAUAACAAAUCAUGUGACAUCGCAUUUGUAUAAGGAUGGUAUUCCAUCUGUCCAAUAUCUUGGUCCAAUGUAUAUUUGCGUCUCACAUUUUGCUUAAUGAGAGAGUGAGACGCAGUGCACAUUGGACAAAGAAAUAAGGGUUGCCAGACAUUUUUCUGUGUGUAGUUUAUUUUUUGAUCCUUUAAACCGCCAAAUAUUAUAAUCUCAAUAAAAAAACUCGCAACCCUAAAUGAGUGAAUUGCAAAAAAAGUGUACUUUCCAGAAUCAUGAAAUUAUGUCUUGAACAUUAAAAUAUCUGUAAAAAAAUAAAUAUUGCACAUACAAUAAUUUUAAACAUAUAGUGUAUACUCAAAUGCUAACAGGAAUUUUACACUUCUCCACUGUAAAUAAAAAUUCAUAACUGGUGUAAAUUGGCUUAGCGUGUUUUUUUUUAAAUGACGUCUUUUAUACAAACAAAAACUUAUUAUCAAAAUGUCUGUUAGACGGUUUUAACGUAUAUUUUAUAGAACAUAAUCUUGGGUUGAAAAUCGGGGACAGAUUUCGUCCCUUUGUGAUACCCACCUGUGUUACGCUAUUUCGCACGUUUGAAGGAAGAAUAUGAAAGCAUGCGUUUAUUAUUACUUCUUAAAAACUUUAAACCUAAUCCGGCACAAACGCACGUGUCGUCAGCUAUAUUGGUUUUCGAGCAGUGGUGAGAAAAUGUGUUUCAGUAUUUUGUCUAGCAUUGAUAAGCUAGCCGUUUUCUACUACUGUUUUCACAUUGUUCUAUAGAUAAAUUACUUGGCUUUCAUUUGGCAUGGUAUUUGCGGAUUCCUGAAUUCGACGCUACUUUUAUUCUACACGCGGUGAAACAUAUUGCGGCAUCGACUUUUGCUUCCUUUGUGUGACGUACAUUUUCUUAAUUUUUGAGAAUAUUCCAUUGUGUUACGUACACUGUUUUUUGCAAUUCACUCAAAUACCAUCCUUUAAAUAGCGUUUUAAGUUUGAGUGAUCUGAUCGACUACAAAAGGGGCAUUCCACGAGAAUGUAGCUUACGUACCUAAAGCCAUUCUUCUAAUAAUUCUGAAAAUGCUGAGAAAGCAAUAUUGGGUCUGGUAAUAUUUCAUGACUUGGCUAACAAAUUGGCAGUAUUUUCUCGAACUUUACGAAUUUGAUUGAGGUAGCUGCCAUGCCAUACAAGGUAGCGUUACGUAAACGACAUUCUCGUGGAAUGGCCUACCUAAAAUAUAUGUGAUGUUUUUUUUUUAUAUACUCUUAAAUGCUUGUUUGGAAUGUUUCAUUUUCGACUAUCUCGUAUUUAUUUUUUUGUAAAUUGUUAACUCACCCAGUCACGUGUUUAUUUUUGGGGCUUCCUUAUUUUAUAUUUUGACUGAUUCGGCUAUUUUGUGCUGAUACUUAACUGCUUUGUACGAUCUAACUGCCUAUACUUUCGCUUAGUAGUGAUACAUGAGCAUAUCAUUGUAAAAACAAUUAUACAUGUAUCACUACUAUUAUUUCAGCAAAUCAAUAGGUAUUAGCUGUAUUUUAUACUUUAAUAAAUUAUUCAUGUUGACAUAAAAUUCGCGCUUAUUUUAAAAUGUAUUAGAUACGUUUGUAAAUAGCUGUUACAGCCUAUUAAUGAGGGUUUUCAUAUAAGUAUUUAUGUUCGCUAUAGACGGUUCAUAAUACAAUAUCUAUAUAUAUCGAACAAUAGCUUACUCUGAGACAACUCGGAUACUCGGGUUACUCGGAUUUAUGAUUACUUAUUCGUUACGAAAUCCUUCCACAUUUAAGAAUAAAUAAUGAUUUAUUCGAAUAAGUAAAAAAUAAUUAGAAGACUUUUUCUCGUGAUUACGACACAAAAUGUCUUCCACUGUAAUCAUAUUAGAUCAAACCCGUCAAACUUCUCUCAGUUAACUGCAGUUUUUAUCAUCCCACCCAUCAUUAUAUUCGAAUGUUUUUGCCGUCUCCGAGUUUACUUCCAACCCUGAUAGCAUUAAAACUUACGUGUCAAUUUUCUGUAAGUAAAAAUAGUAAAACUAGACAAGUCAUAUGGCAUCAUUCCCUCGUUUGCGUAGUAUGAUAGCGAUGUCGCCCUAGCUAUGUAGUGUAGCGUAUUUUAAAGUAAUUCGGUGCUAAAAGAACGUUGUCAGACUGAAAAACCGCGUGGCUCAAAUUUAUAUUAUUCGCUGUUUUAUCUUAAUGUGACUUUUUUUGCAAAAGGGAGCCACUUUCGGAGCCCAAUAAGGUGAUAUUUUCCUAAAGUUGUAGUAAGUAAUACGCCUUACUGAUAACCGACAAAUCUGUGGGCCGGCAACGCACUUACAACUCUGGUAUUCGUCUGCUCGUUUGCCUCCAAUAUCAUAGAAAACCUAUCUUUUGCUUAAAAUCGUCACAAAUAUACCUACAUGUGGUUGUUAUGUCCUUUUGUAUUGAUGGCACCCAUAUAAAAUGUUAAUAAAGCCACACAGUUCCGAUUUUUUAUAUUUAUUUGAGUUUUAGUGAAACGUAGAAUUUUGAACAUUUAUAAGUGUUGUCAGUUUAUUAAUUUUGUACUUAAGCAAUCGCUAGCGUGGAGUGUGUUCGGUUCUAAUGUUAUAACUUGGCUGAUGCACUACCGUGCGCAUUUUGUACAUCAAGUGAACCUUUUUUGCCGCCGGCUCUAUGCUAUAUUGUUUUUUUUUUCUCGACUAAAAUGGCAGGUAUGAUGACAAUAAUGUUUUUAACGCUAAGGUAUUUAGAGAGUCAAUUCUGCCAUUUUAAUCUUGUAAAAAACCUACACCGAUGGUUUACUAGGCUAAACUUACACUUCGGCAUGCUCUAAGCCGGAACCCUAGACUAUACAUUGUUGUAACGUAUCUAUCAGUGACUAUAGUAUUUUUCUCAUAGCUUGGGUACGGUAACAGCCGUCAUCUUAAUUUCGUUUAAUACAUAAUUAUUUUCGUUUUAAGGUUAUGAUUGUUACUAGCGGCUAGCCACCCCGCCCCGGCUUCAUACGGGUUACACAAAACCUUAACAAAUUAUACCUACACCUAAAUAACCUAAACCUGCCUCAACAAUCACUAUAUUGAUAGGUGCAUGAAAAUCCGUUCAAUAGUUUUCGAGUUUAUCGUGAACAUAUAAUUUGAUAAGGUGUAGUGUAAAUUGUAUAAAGAUGACAGUUGUCACCGUACCCAAGCUAUGUGUAAUAUACUAUAGUUUGUCUUAGCUAACUUUGCACCGACUUGAACAAAGUGAGGAAGUGUCAUUAUCUUUUUCUUUUUAUGUUUCUCUGUUUUGUAUAUUUUUCUAUUUGUGCUAACGAAUAAAUUAUUUCUAUUCUAUGAGUGACAUUUUCAUAGAUAUGACAUUAAUGAUCACAUUGCAAAUCCCAUGCAGAGUUAGCUUGGUCCCUAUCUAGGUAGUCUAGGUACUCUUCAUUUUUAUCGUGACAUCAGGGUGCGUAGCCAACGCGCCAAUCGUUAACGCUCCGUAUAAGCGAACGAAACGUAACUGUCACACUAAUAUGGAAGAGUGAUAAAGAGAGAUGACUACUAGGCUACGCUACAGAGCGCUAACGAUUGGCACAUUGGCUAAGCACCCAGCAGUGUAACGUUGACUAUGCCUUAGAAACCCCAUGUAUGUUAUCUGCUAAUAAAAUUGUUAGGAUUAAUAAUUUACCCAAAUGUUUGUGAUUUAGAAAACUACUGAAGUUAUUAUGAGAUGAAGGGUUCGCGUACCCUUAACUAUUAUGUAAGUAAUAAUUUAGCAAAUUAUUUGUUAUCGAGGUUUGAAAAAAAGAACAGGAUUUUUUUAUAAAUUUACAAGAUAAGAGUUCAGGGCAUAAAAGCAAUUUGACGAAAAUAAGUUUACUUUUUAACCCUUUCAACGCUAAAAGGAUGCCGAAAGUUGUCGUGGACGUUUUUAGAUAUGUCAAUUGUUAAGUGGCGUUGAAAGGGUUAGGAAUACCUUCUGAGCGUGGCUCGCUUGACCACUUAGUAGAAUGUUAGGAAAUGCAAUAUUAAUUUAGUUAUCACGAUGUAGAUCUGAACGUGGUAUGUAAUAAAAGACAAAUCGUGAUACAUUGUUAAAAUAACUGUCAAUAAAUUGAUCCAACGAAAA
Cydia strobilella is the source of this 6229-nucleotide messenger RNA. RefSeq lists its product as uncharacterized. The record is from RefSeq and is a predicted model, not a curated record. Bases 1 to 324 code for a protein of 107 amino acids. NCBI's taxonomy places the organism in Eukaryota, Metazoa, Arthropoda, Insecta, Lepidoptera, Tortricidae. The transcript is spliced from 2 exons.